Bombus huntii is the source of this 1012-nucleotide messenger RNA. Its product is annotated as histone H2A. The transcript has 3 exons. NCBI's taxonomy places the organism in Eukaryota, Metazoa, Arthropoda, Insecta, Hymenoptera, Apidae. Gene Ontology annotation, molecular function: protein heterodimerization activity; structural constituent of chromatin; DNA binding. The record is from RefSeq and is a predicted model, not a curated record. The coding region runs from base 160 to 567 and encodes 135 amino acids. Gene Ontology annotation, cellular component: nucleosome.
AAACGAGCACCGACCUAACUGUCGCCGCCAAAAUAUCUGACGUACAUACGCAUAACCGUCGUCGGGCAAGGUAGACUUUCAUUCGCUGUUUGGUACUCCGAGGAGAAGCAUUAACCGUUGUUCGUGUUUAAGAAAACUUUUAAGAAAGUAUUAUAAAAGAUGUCAGGACGCGGUAAAGGUGGAAAGGCUAAGGGAAAGGCGAAGACCCGCAGUAGUAGGGCAGGGCUGCAGUUCCCUGUCGGAAGAAUCCAUCGUCUUUUAAGAAAAGGAAAUUAUGCGGAACGAGUAGGAGCUGGAGCGCCUGUUUAUUUGGCCGCUGUGAUGGAAUAUUUGGCGGCUGAAGUACUCGAGUUAGCCGGGAACGCCGCAAGAGACAACAAGAAGACGAGGAUAAUUCCACGUCACUUACAAUUAGCUAUUCGCAAUGACGAAGAAUUAAAUAAACUGCUCUCGGGUGUAACAAUCGCUCAAGGUGGUGUCCUGCCUAACAUUCAAGCGGUGCUUCUGCCGAAGAAAACCGGUACUGGUGGAUCUGGAAAGGGAGACAAAACAUCCCAGGAAUAUUAAUAAUCAUUAGAAUAACCUUUCUAACUUAACAGUACUUUAGGGCUAUAUCUUUGUUUCUUGAGCCAUUAAAGAAAAACAAAAUAAUCUCUGGACCCUAUCAGAUUACCAUCGCUUCAUCAGACAUUCGUUGUAAAAUUAUUUUAGUUAACGGUAUAAACUACUAUUUUAUUACUGAAUAACAUCUUUUAUUUAGCGAUAAUGUAAUAGCAAAUUGUAUUAUUACUUAAAAGAAGUCUUUUACCUAUGCUUAGAUCUAUUAUCUAAGUAUUAACCAAACUGUCAUAACUGUACUAUGUUUUGUAUGUUUUUUUUCUUUCGAUUUUGUAUUAAAAGUUCUUAGUGACUUGUAUGAUUUAUGAAAUGUAACAACAAGUAUAACUCAUUUUUAUGUUUUUGUUGACUGUAAACAAUACUUAGAGUGAAAAUAAAACAUCAUUACUCUUCA